GAAAAAUACAAUAUUAAAGACAGUGUUUCCUGAGAAAGUCUCACUCGAAACUCGGUGAGAUGUUAUCUGAUGUCCAGCAGACGAUAAGAAAAAGAUUGUAAGAAGAAGAGUCGAGUUUUUCAUUGAAAUGAUUCACAUCCUGUGCUGGAUUUGCACUUCUAAAUGAAGCAUUCAGUGAAAGGAACCUUACUUUAUAUCUCGUUUCGCUAACGUCGAUGUAAAAACACACACAGCAAAGGAUGUCCUUAAAAUUGUGUAACUUCAAGAAAUGAGCAAAGAGUCGAGAAAUAGAAGUGAUCAAGCUCGUGAAGUGGCAGAAAUCUUCAUUAGCAACAGUGCUGACCAUUCAUCACAGUCUCUAACCAGACACCACACGAUCAACACUAUGCCUAAUUAUCUCCAUGAAUCCUAUUAUCACAAUGAGGACUACCUUCGUGAAACAUUGUCUGCAGGUUCACCUAGAGAUGGAAGAAUAUCAGCUGUGAGAAGAUUCUUCUGUCUAUUUGUCACUUUUGAUUUCUUGUUUACAACCCUUAUGUGGAUCAUUUGCCUUGUGAUAAGUGGAGAAAAAAUUCAACAAAUGCUCAUUGAUCAAAUAGUACACUACACAAUUCAUGGGUCGUUGUUUGACAUUGUGAUGGCCUCCGCUGGUCGAUUUGUGAUACUUCUUCUAUUCUAUGCAUUGCUGUGUAUUAAUCACUGGUGGGUGAUCGCGAUAACAACGGCGGGAAGUUGUGGAUUUCUUAUCAUAAAAGUCUUCUUUUUCGAGUGGGCUAAUGCCACCAACUAUACGCUAGAUGUUUUUCUUGUUCUGAGUUCUUUUGUUUUGUCAUGGGGUGAAGCUUGGUUUCUUGAUUUUCGAGUCCUGCCCCAAGAAUCCCUUGCCCGUGAUUUUUUCAGAGCUAUCUCAUCUGAUGAUGAACGCGCACCUUUGCUGCAAAAUCAGGCCCCUUCCGUCCGCAGCCAUAAUCUCGAUGACUUUUAUUCGCCAAUUGAUUCCCCGCAAGAUUCGGAUGACGAACAACCAAACAGAGCGAACCGCAGUAGCAUAGAGGAUGAAGAACUGGCGCAAAAGGCCAAAGACGCGUACGAGGAAGCCUUAAGUACAAUAAAUUCUGAUGGAUGGAAAGUUGAAAAGCAAACACCCGAAGGUGACGUCGUCCACAGUAAAUUUAUCCGACGAAAUCACAAAAUAUUCCGACUAACUGGUACCGUCGAAAUUCCCCCAAAGCUACUGUUUGACGAGCUUGAUCGAAAUAUCGAAAAUGUUCCUUCCUGGAAUCCGACGUUAAUAGAAUGUCGUAUCCUGAAGACGGUGAACGAUAAAGUUUCCGUAAGUUAUCAGUUAGCAGCUGAAGGUGGAGGUGGAAUUAUUUCUUCCCGUGAUUUUAUCAACUUACGUUACUGUGAAAAUCGUGAAGGAGUCUACAUUUGUGGAGGCGUUUCUGUCGUUUUCCCUGACAUGCCGGCCCAAAAGGGUUACGUUCGUGGAGAAAAUGGACCGGGUUGUUGGGUUAUGACGCCUAUUCCAAACGAACCCAACAAAUGUGUCUUCCAGUGGCUGCUUGACACCAAUCUUAAGGGUUGGAUUCCUCAGAGCAUAAUUGAUACAGCGUUGUCAUUUGCCAUGUGUGACUACAUUCGUUACGUCAGAACCUUCGCCGACACUUUGCGCCAAGAGGGAAAGUUUUGACCAAAAACUACCUUUGACUGAGAGGCUGCCUUUCACAGCCUCAUCAUUGAUUACUAUUGAUUGUGUCUUCUCUGAUCGUUUAUUUCUUGAAUUUUUUCUCUUCUAUCCAAUUUAUUCGGUUUUGUCAUGGUGCAAAUUCGUACUAGGUCCUUCAAUAUUCUAAACUUACUUCCUCUCUUUAGCAUUUCAAAUCGUGGUUUGGUUAUGUUAGAUAAUCUCUUGGUGUCAGCUCGGCUUUUAAAAAAGUGUAAAUGUUGAUGUUGGCCAAACCAUCGGGUGAAAUUCCACGAAAGUGUGAAGGCUUAUUGUUUUCUCCCACCUUUAUGAUGGGAGAGCAUUUGUUUUUGUUUUACUUUAGAUACUGUGAAAUCGAUUUCCUCGUAAAUUUGUGUUUCGUGUUUAUAUGUGUGUGCUUAAUUUUCUAGAAUAAUCUCGAUUAGUCUCAUUUUGUGCGAGAGGACCGCCUGAAGUUAUUUGAAUUGUUGUACGUGUGUCUCCGAUCGUUUCAUUUUUCAUCUCUCGCUUUUCUUUUUUUUUAUAUCGUGUAUGCAGAAUUUCUCAACGACAACUUAAUAAAAAGAAAAGUCAUUUGCUAUGAA
Daphnia pulicaria is the source of this 2292-nucleotide messenger RNA. It is a transcript of the gene Start1, whose product is annotated as steroidogenic acute regulatory protein-like. NCBI's taxonomy places the organism in Eukaryota, Metazoa, Arthropoda, Branchiopoda, Diplostraca, Daphniidae. Gene Ontology annotation, molecular function: lipid binding. The transcript is spliced from 13 exons. Bases 269 to 1693 code for a protein of 474 amino acids. The record is from RefSeq and is a predicted model, not a curated record.